AUGGUCAAACAUGUCAUGGGAGUUGCCCCAUACCCAUGCAUUGGAUCCUUCCGUUUCCUAGAGAUUACCAUCUAUAACUCCGCAGCAUACCCCGAAAUCCUAGCUAGAUUGAAAUCUGGCGACAAGUAUCUCGAUUUAGCUUGCGCAUUAGGCCAGGAUAUAAGACAUCUAAUAUUCAAGGGUGCGAUACCCUCGAACCUCUAUGGCUCAGACCUCCGCCCCGAGUUUUUCAACUUAGGCUAUGACCUCUUCUUCGACCGCUCUACCCUCAAAGCCACUUUCAUCGCCAGUGAUAUCUUCGACGACACGUCUGCGCUAUUGCGGCAGCUAGCCGGCAAACUCGACAUCAUAAACGCAGCCUCCUUCUUUCACCUUUUUGACUGGGACAGUCAAGUUUCCGUUGCGAAACAGGUGGUGAAGUUGUUACGGCCAGUGUCGGGCUCCCUCCUCGUGGGGCGGCAUUCGGGUAAUGUGCGGCCUGGGAAGCGGGAUGGAUCAGAGCUUCGAGGGCCAAUUUAUCGGCACGACACAGUGUCGUUCAGGAGGCUUUGGGAGCAAGUGGGACGGGAGACGGGGACAGAGUGGGAGGCUGAUAUUACGGAGGAAAAGUGGGAGGAUUUGCAGACUCACGCAGAUAGUGAUGAGGGCGCUUUCAAGAUGCAGUAUGUUAUAAGGCGGGUGUGA
This is a messenger RNA of Penicillium atrosanguineum, 684 nucleotides long. Its product is annotated as class I SAM-dependent methyltransferase. The transcript is spliced from 3 exons. Lineage: Eukaryota; Fungi; Ascomycota; Eurotiomycetes; Eurotiales; Aspergillaceae. Bases 1 to 684 code for a protein of 227 amino acids. The record is from RefSeq and is a predicted model, not a curated record.